This is a messenger RNA of Eimeria mitis, 2886 nucleotides long. RefSeq lists its product as uncharacterized. The transcript is spliced from 3 exons. The record is from RefSeq and is a predicted model, not a curated record. Lineage: Eukaryota; Apicomplexa; Conoidasida; Eucoccidiorida; Eimeriidae. Bases 1 to 2886 code for a protein of 961 amino acids.
AUGAAAGGCAGUACUGCUGCUUCAGAUGCUGCUGCAGCAGAAGUUGCUGCUGCACAGGUUGCUGCUGCGGGAGAGGAUCUUGCUGCAGCAGCAGCAGCAGCAGCAGCAGCAGCAGCAGCAGCAACAGAUACAAUUCCAGCAGCCCUUAAAAGCGAGACGCCAGAGGAGGCGGCCGCUGCAGCAGCAGCAACCGAAGCAGCAGCAGCAGCAGAUUUGCUUUCACUUGCUGCUGCAGAAGCCAGCAGCAGCAGCAGCAGCAGCAGCAGCAGCAGCAGCAGCAGCAGCACAGAGGAAGCGAAGGCUACAGAGGAGGAGGGUGCUGCCCCUGAGUGGGUCGACCAGACAGCAGCAGCAGAACAGCAGCAGCAGCAACAGCAGCAGCAGCAACAGCAGCAGCAGCAGCAGCUGGAAGAAAGCAAGCAGGAAGCCGUUGCUGCUGCUUCAGAGGAGGGCACGGUUGCUGCUGCUGCUGCUGACACAGCAGCAGCAGCAGCAGCAGCAGCAGCAGCUCCAGAUGCAGCAUCCACCGCAGAGACAGGGUCUGAUGCCGCAGCUGCAGCAGCUGCUGCGAUGGCAACAGCAGCAGUUGCUGCUGCAGCAGCUGCUGCUGCUGCAGCAGCUGCUGCUCCUCAAGAAGACAAAGUACCUUCAGCUUUGGGGGAGUCGCAGCAGGUUGCUGCAGAGACAGCAGCAGCAGCAGCAGCAGCAACAGCAACAGCAGCAGCAGCAGCAGAGGAAACAACUGGGGAUGUAGCAGCAGCAGCAACAACAGCGGAAACAGCAGCAGAAGCAGCUGAACGAGCAGCAGCAGCACGCGCAGCAACAACAACAACAGCGGCAGCAGCAGCAGCAACCGAAGCAGCAGCAGCAGCUGAGGGGUCAGCAGCAGAAGGUCAUCCAGCGGCAGCAGCAGACACAGCGAAGCACGAAGCAGAACAAGCAGCAGCAACAGCAGCAGCAGCAGCAGCAGCAGCAGCAGCAACAGACGCUGCUGCGGUAAAGGCAGCUAAGGCAGAAGAAACAGCAGCAGCAACUUCUGCUGCAGAAGGAACAGAUGAUGCUUCUACAGCAGCAGCAGCAGCAGCAGCAGCAGCUGCUGCUGCUGCUGCAGCUGCUGCUGCUGCACCUGACUCCCCAACGAAAGCCGCAGCAGAAGCAGCACCAGCACUAAAGGAGAAGGAAGCAGCAGCAGCAGCAGCAGCGGCAGCAACGGGAGCAGCAACACGACGUUCUAUGAGCGGGCCCAAGGAUGCUGAUGACGCAGCAGCACCAGCAGCAGCAGCAGCAGCAGCAACAGCAGCAGAGCGGGUUGCUGCUGCUGCAGCAGGCGCAACGACACCUGCAGCAAAAUCCCCAAAGCGCGAAGCAUCAGAUCAAAGAAAGAAGACAGCAGCAGCAGCAGCAGCAGCAGAUACAACUGCAGCAGAACCAGCAGCAGCAGCAGCAGAGCCAGCAGCAGUAGCAGCAGCGACUGCAGCAGCAGCAGCAGCAGAAGAUGAUGAUGAUGAAAGGGACCCUUGGGCACCUCUGUUGUCUCCUGCAGAGGAGGAGAUGUUCAGCAGCAAACGCAGCAGCGGCAAGGCCUCACCCUGCGACAGCAGCAGCAGCAGCAGCAGCACCCUGCUGUCUCCUGCAGAGGAAGAGAUGUUCAGCAGCAAACGCAGCAGCGGCAAGGCCUCACCCUGCGACAGCAGCAGCAGCAGCAGCAGCAGCAGCAGCAGCAGGAGCAGCAGCAGCAGCAGGUGGAGAGGUGAUGGGCACAGGAGACACACGAGCAGCAGCGCAGCAGACUCAUACAGAACCAGCAGCAGCAGCAGCAGCAGCAGCAGCAGCAGCAGGGAAGGCCGCAGCAGCACAGGCAGCAGUAUGAGGAUAGAUAGAACACACAAAAUGAGCUCAAGCAGCAGCAGCAGCAGCAGCAGCAGCAGCAGCAGCAGGGGAAGCUUCUGCCUGUCUAGAGCGUCUUCAUUCGAAGGCAGUGCAGCAGCAGCAGCAGCAGCAGCAGCAGCAGCAGAUAUGCCUGAUUCUAUGGAUCCCUGGGCGCCGGUAACCUCUGAAGAUGCAGCAGCAGCAGCAGCAGCAGCAGCAGGGAGCAGACACAGCAGCAGCCCGAGAGACGGUGGGAUGGGGACCCCGCGCGAAGGCAGCAGCGGCUUCCUGCAGCAGCAGCAGCAGCAGCAGCAGCAGCAGCAGGAUACACAGGAGUACGGCCGCAGCAGAAGGGGCAGCUUCAGCAGCAACGAGGGUUUUGCUGCUGCUGCUGCUGCUGCUGGGAGGAGAGACCCCGGGGCCCCCCCUUCACGCUCUCAACUGCAUCCUCGGCUGCAGCGGCGGCAGCAGCAGCAGCAGCAGCAUGAGCCCGACCCCCACCAGCAGCAGCAGCAGCAGCAGCAGCAGCAGCAGCAGCAGCAGCGUCGUCUAUGUAUUGGCCCCCCUCCCCCUACCCUAGAGAUUUCUCUUCCUGGCAAAGACACCAAGAACAACAACCCCACCACCACCACCACCAUCACCACCCACCAGACCCACCCCUCUGGUCUUCAGGGGGGGGCCCCCCUCCAAUGGGGGCCCCCAGGAUCAGAGAUCUCUCAGAAUACAGGUCCCUCAGACAUCCUCCCCAUGGGGGCCCCCAUGGUGGGGGUCCUCAUCAUGGGGGGGGCCCCCCUCCUAUGGGGGGCCCCCAUGGAGGGGGGGGCCCUGGUCUUCAUGGUUGCCAUUCUAGUGGCUGGGAUUCGCUGCGCUCUUCGCCUCAUGGGGGGGGAGACAGAGACAGGAGAAUGGGGGGGGGGCCCCCCUUGGGAUGGGAGAGAUGAGGCGAUGAUGAUGAGGGGAAUGAGGAGGCCAGCAUCGUCGCCAGGGUACAGACACCAGAGACAGCAUCCCUGGUAG